This is a messenger RNA of Trametes versicolor FP-101664 SS1, 1155 nucleotides long. RefSeq names its product galactose oxidase. The record is from RefSeq and is a predicted model, not a curated record. The coding region runs from base 1 to 1155 and encodes 384 amino acids. The transcript has 3 exons. Gene Ontology annotation, molecular function: protein binding. NCBI's taxonomy places the organism in Eukaryota, Fungi, Basidiomycota, Agaricomycetes, Polyporales, Polyporaceae.
AUGACCCUCAAAGGACGUUGGACGCUUCUCUCGACCGCGACCUCGCUCGCCCGCUCGUCCCACUCCGUGUCAGUGACGAAGUCUGGUCUCUUGACCGUCUACGGCGGUGAACUCAAACCCCGCACCCCGAUCGAUACGGGUUCCGGAAAGGACGAUCCACCGCGAGGGUCCCUCCACGUCUUCGAUUUGAACAAGGAUAACCUAUCGCAGAACUGGACAACGCUCUCCCCCGCCUUGCCGUCUUCCGAGGACACCACACACGGUUCAUCCGUCCCGGAGCCUCGGGUGGGAGCCACCCUCGUCUGUCACGAAGACGCGUUGUACAUGUGGGGAGGACGGGGCGGACAACAAAUGACGCCCUUCGAUCAGCACCAGAUCGGCAUAUGGAAGGCUACCGUCGAUCAAGGCGGGCAGGGUGCACAUGGCAUCCGCUGGGAGCGCAUCGCCCCCCUGAAUGAAGACCGAGCCCCUUCACCGCGUAGCUAUCAUACCUCCGUCGUCCAUGGGGAUAAACUCUACGUCCAUGCUGGCUGUCCCGAUACGGGUCGGCUAUCCACUCUGCAUGCGUUCGACGUGAAGAAACGCAUAUGGGAGACCCUGGCGUCUGCUCCGGAACCAGGACGCGGAGGCACUUGCCUUGUGCCAGCUGCCAUUCGGGGAUCGGGAGACCUUCUGUUGCGCUACGGCGGCUUCAGCGGUCAUGAGCUACCAACAGUCCAGGGGUCCGUCGACGUUUACGCCAUUGGAGAGAACAAGUGGUCAACCGUUGAUCCUGCCCCGGACCCUGAACACGGGUACCCAGGACCACGCUCCGUCCACGGCUUCUCGCCGUACCAAUCCCGGGCCCCUCAUUUGUCCAACGCGGUCGCGAUCCUCUAUCACGGCGAGCGCGACGCGAGCACGCUGGGCCACGCAGGGGCAGGCACCUUCUGGGACGACGCCUGGGUGCUCGCCAAAGAGCCAGGGGAGAGCGCUAUUUCGGGCUGGGCAUGGCACAAGGUCGACGUCGGGGCAGGGGACGUGCCGGCGGGACGCGGCUGGUUUCCGCCGGCGUCUUGGGUGGACCCCGAGGGCAAUACCCGGGUCGUGAUGUUUGGCGGCCUCCUGUCGAGCAACACGCGCAGCGACGAGCUUUGGGAGCUCCGCGUCGAUUGA